This is a messenger RNA of Oldenlandia corymbosa var. corymbosa, 1180 nucleotides long. NCBI's taxonomy places the organism in Eukaryota, Viridiplantae, Streptophyta, Magnoliopsida, Gentianales, Rubiaceae. The record is from the annotation of a GenBank genome assembly.
UGGAGUUUGGAGGGUUGUAUUAUUAAAUGCAAAUUGAUAUUGAUUUGAUUAUAUAAAUACUAAAAUAAAACUAGAGAUGAAAGCAAGAGAUGCCUUUUGGAUUGGAACAUUUUGGGAGGGAGAAGAAUAUAAUUAUCUCACUACUUGAGGGAGAAGAGAAAGAUCAUCCCCAGGAGAUUUAGCUAUAGCCUGCCUCCAGACACAAACUGAGAUAUUUGUUCAUAUAUCCUUAACGUAUCUUUUUCUUCACCCUCUCAUGUCUAUCUCUCUCUGUCUUUCCCUUGGAAGUAUGCCAACCUAGGAAGCAAUAAUAAUAUUAUUUAAUUACAAGAGUUUUACGUGUACUACUUAGGUUUAUGUAUAAAAGGAGGAGGGAAGCUUAAUUUGUUUCCAAAUGGUUAACUUAAUACAAAGGCUAUUUGGGUCUGUUGUCUCGACAAUUGCUCAUUGUUUCUUUGUCGACUAUCAUUACCAACAUCAAGAGGAUCAUCACCACCGCCAUAACCACCACCAUCAUCAUCAUCUCCGCCACCACUAUCACCGCCACGAUCACCACAAGCCUUACAAGAUGCCUAAGGCCAAGGGUCGUCCCCUUUCUUUGCAGACAGUGGAGCUGAAAGUGAGGAUGUGCUGUGCUGGCUGCGAGAGAGUUGUCAAAGAUGCCAUCAAAAAGCUCAGAGGGGUGGAUUCGGUGGAGGUGGAUCUGCCGCUGGAGAAGGUAACGGUGAUCGGAUACGUGGACCGGAACAAGGUGCUGAAGGCGGUGAGAAGGGCCGGGAAGAGGGCGGAGUUCUGGCCGUUUCCGAACCCGCCGCUGUACUACACAUCCACCAACAAUUACUUCAGAGAUAUGACCAGCGAGUACAAAGAGAGCUAUAAUUACUGGAGGCACGGCUACAACAACGAUGCCACCGGCGCUAACAAGCACGGCAUCCUUCCGGUCACUCACCGGGGAGACGACAAAGUCAGCAAUCUCUUUAACGACGAUAAUGUCAAUGCCUGCUCUGUCAUGUAGCUAAUUAACUAGUUUACUCUCCCGCAUACAUAUAUAUGCUUUAGUAAUUAAUUUGAAUUAUAAAUAAACCAAAUUAAUAAAUAUUGUACAGUUUAUUUUACUGUUGGUACGUAGUGCUACUCCCUUAAAUUGUUACGAAAUGAAAUGGCCUCUAAUUACGAGCAA